AAGCUCAAGCUCAAUUCAGCUCAAAUUCGAGCAACCCAAGCCUUGCUACUUUGCCUAAACCUUGUUCUCAACCCCCUGAAGCCUCAACCACCACCCUUAGCCACCAACAACCGCCACAAAGACGGUGGUGAACGGCCAAAAUAGUAGCUCACGGCCAAACUUUGGAAAUUGCUUUCUAGACCGAUUCAUCCCUCCAUUUUUGUUCCAUUAGCUUCCUUGAGUCCAUUAGAGUGUGAACCAACCCAGAACCGAGCUCAAUUGUCCCUGCAAUAGCCCAACCGAGCUCAUAAAGCUCUGAAACUUUGAGCUCUUCGUUCUCACUCAUUUCUCCAUCAAUUUUGUCGAUUCAAGUGUCUAUCCUGCUUAGACUUUCAUAAGGAAGCUAUCUAUGCAAGAAUUGUGAAGCUUGGAGGUCUAUUUUUCAUUCUGCCAUUGUUGACCGGAGAAAGCUUCAAAGAGCUUGUCGUUUUGGCCAAUUUAGAGACCUUCUGAGCUACCCACUUGUACCAUUGAGUUCCUGGGAGUGAGAGGAUCCUUUUCCAACCAUUGUCCACCCUCAACUCUAACUUUUCACCGGAGCUCCGCCACCAACCACCACCUUCUCCGGCGAGUUCACCGGAAAACUACUCAGAACUUGGAUUUUCUUGCAUAGUUCAAAUCCUUGUCUUCCAUAGGUUCCAUAUACAUAUUCGGUUCGGAAAAUUAACUUGGUUUGAUAGGGUUUCAAGAGACGAGAAGAUAAUCGAUCGAAGGAUUUUUCGAAGAAAGGGACGGAGUUCGAGGAGAAAGAUCUCGAGUGAAAAGUGGUCAAGGCAGGGCGAGCUGUAAAUAGUUGUAAAUAUACGGGAGUGUUCGAGUAGAAUAAAGACCAGCUGAUGGAGGAAAACGUGUACGACUGGACUCGCGCUCUAUCAGACUGUAAAAUAAGUGUGAAAGCUGUGGUUUUGGUUGUAAACAAGGCAGUCAAAGUAGUCGGGGAAGAUUCAGAGGAGUUCAUGCGAGACUUUGGGACGUCUUGUCUAAGGAAAGGAAUUGCUUUUAAUGACGCUUAGCGCGGCUAACUUUCCUGGAGACGUUCUCAGACUAUCAAUUGGACAUCGAUGAAUUCUGACCCAAAGGUCUUGUACUUCUUCAAAGUUCAUCAAUAAAAGUGUUUUUCUCUGAAGAUAUUCUUAUUUUAUAGUUAGGUAGGGUGUGAGUUUGGUCGUCACAUUCACCAAUAUAAUAUAUAGAGGGGGAGAGGAGAGAGUCACUCCGGUUGGGUGCAACAGCCACGGUGGCUCCGGCCUAGGCAAUGGCAGCCGCGGAGGGGGGCUGGGCAAAGGCCAUCUUUGGGAUCGUUUCCUCAAUGGCAGCGACUGGAGCAGAAAUCCGUUAAUCACCGUCGCAACACAGGUGCCUGGAGGAAUACGCACCCAACGUCCCACCGCUCACCCAGAUCACCACGAUGGAGGCGGCAGUCUUCAUACUCAAAUCGUGAGUGGAGGUCAAGGUCAGGGUGGGAUCGAAAGCAACAGAGGAGAUCACAGGAUAUCCCAAAGGCUCGCCAGGGGGCAUCACGCGAUCGUCAGAACUGGAAAACCCAGAAAAUGUUGUUUUCAGUUUAUGUUGAUGGACUGAGUGAUAGAAUUACCAUGUUAAAACUGAAAUCAAUUUUUGAACAGGCAGGGAGAGUGAAAGAUGUUUUUGUUCAAUUCAAGAAGAAAUUCCAGCGAUGUUUUCGUUAUGGUUUUGUCCGAUUUCAGAAUGAUGAGGAGGCGUGGCAGGCAAUUCAAAUGUUCAAUGGAUUGCGGUUGGAGGGCAAUUACCUUGUUGUUAAACAUGCUCACAUCAAACAACCCAAUACAAGGGUGAAGAGGGGAAGUCCAGCGAAGAACUUUGCUCCAAAGCAGGAUCGUGGACAAAUUUGGCGACCAAAGGCUCAACUGAUUCCUACUGUCCCGGAACAAAUUGUGAACAGACCAAAGAAAAAAUCUUCUGUGCAGAAAAGUGAGAAUGAAAGACAGCCAGGUGUUGGACACUUGAGUUUUUCAGGUUCUAAUUUGAAUCAUACGUGGUAUCAACGAUGUGCUCGAGCACGCACUCUCGAAGCCAAGCCAAUUGAUGUUCUACAGGAUGAGCUUGCUCGGAUUGGUAUGUACAAUUUUCGAUUCAUUCCUCUUGGGGCAGAUGAGGUUCUGCUGGAAUUUGAAAGCAAAGAAGAGCUUGAUGAUACCUUAGCCGAAUGCAGGGUUUUCCUGGAGCAGAAGCUAUCAGAGUUGAAACCGUGCACGUCGCUUACCUUUGGAGUCGCUCAUUUGGUGUGGAUUCGGCUAUGGCAGGUACCAAUGGGAUUAUGGUCAGACUCUUUUUUCACAAUUGUUGGGAAUAGAUUAGGAACAUUUGUGAAACAAGAUGUUGCAACAAAUCAACACUAUCGGGCUGAUUUUGCUCGCAUACUUGUUCGUAUGCAUCAUCCGCUUCUCCAGUGCUAUACUAUGUCAGUAGAUAUGGAGGGUACGUCCUGCGUGAUUCUGGUUGAAAAAGAGGACAAAGCUUACGAUUAUGGAACGAUGGAAUCAAUGCCUUCAACGCCGGUGAAGAUAUAUAACUCUGAUGAUGCAACAGAUUUCGGAGACGAUUCGGAGAACAAUGAUGAUAUCAUCGCUGGGGACGAAGGUAUUUUUGACAAUCUUAAUGAUGAUGCUGUCGACAUAGAAUCAGGGGAAGAGGAUGAAGUUUUCCGGAAUGAAAUCAUGGAAGGCUUACAAAGCAUGCAGGGGGUGAUAGACCACAAGUCUGCUUCAGAUUCACAGAACGUUCCAGGGUGGAGUUUUUUGGAUACAAACCGUGAAACACAACCAGGGGAAGCGGCGCACGUUUUGCCGGAGGUGGUGGUUGCCCAUGAUCGGCUGGAACAAACUCAGAUGGGAGAUCACCAAAAAAAUUCAAAUUCAAACGCCAUCAAUGGAACCAUCAAUUCAGAAGAGGAAUUUAGGGAACAGUUACAAGUUCUUGAAGAUUCAGGUUAUACGGUGGAGGAAAUUGAGGCUUGGAAGAGGAAUAAAAAAACUGAUGAUAUAAAGAUAAAUCAAAAACAAAUCUUCCCUUUUCUUUUAAAAUAUCCUGAUUUAUUUUCAAAUAAUCAGUUUUCUGUUACAGGAUACUCUUUCAAUACACAGGAUAUGCCUCAAAAAUAUAGCUGGGACCCACUUCAAGUUCAAUCCUUGCUUAAGCCGUGUUUGCCACAGGUUAUUCAGAAAAAUAAUGAUUUUUUGUGGUUUGCAGCUUACCUGGCUAAGUAUUCCUCACCUGCUUUUCACGUUAAUGCACAAGCCUCUCAAGAAACUUACGUACGGGUUUCUCCUCAUCAAAUUGUGAGACAAAACAAGCCUGCCAUAGUUUCCCUACCUCAACCAUGUUUACAACAAGAGCAACAGACGCCUCUGAACAGCUUUCAUAUUGAGUCUUCUGAUCUUUCAACUCCAACACCAUAUAAUUCCCCAAACACAAACUCAUCCAAGAAAAGCUCUCAGCGGGGGCGGCCGAAAGGCAGCAAAAACAAGCCAAUUGAAUUUCCGGAAGACUUCUUAGAGCCAGUAACAGGAGAAGAUGGAGUGACUACUCGCGCGCAACGUGCUUGGUUGCUUGGACAACAACUUGGGUUAAAACCCCGUGGUUCGGAAGCACUGAUGUUGAGAAGUUUGGAAGCUCAAAUCCGUGCAAACCAUCCUCACCUCAAUUGAUAUGUCGGGACCUUGGCUCACAUGGAAUGUACGUGGGCUAGGAGGAACAACGAAGAGAGAGAUUGUGAAAAAAUCAAUUCAACAGCUGAACCCAGAAUUACUUUUACUUCAGGAAACAAAAUUAAAUGAACAAAAACAGCGAACUAUAGCAUCAUGGGCGGAAGGCAUGCAGAUGCGUCAUGUGGAGGUUCAUUCACUUGGUUCUGCAGGGGGACUCUUGUGCUUGUGGAAGGAGGCCAAAUUUCAAGUACUGUCUGUGGUGACAGACAAUAAUUUUAUUUUACUGACAGUAAAGGUUCCGAACUACGAACAUACAGUGUUGGUGGGGAAUGUUUAUGGGCCUCAUACUUUGGAAGAGCGUAGACAAUUUUUCGAGGCACUAAAGAACCACGUCUUGGGUCAUGUUGGCAUGGUUCUCAUUGGCGGUGAUUUUAAUGCAGUGUUGUUGGCUGCAGAACGGUCCUCAAGCGGAGCUUUAGAUGCGGGAGAUGCUACUUUUGAACAGUUUGUGCAGGAUAGUAACUGAACAGAUUUACCUCUGCUGAAUGGAGAGUAUACUUGGUUCUCAAGUCGAAAUGAUGGCUUAUGGAGUCGCUUGGAUAGAUGGCUGGUCUCUGAUGAGGAUAAUGGAUGGCUUAUGUUUUGCUUGAUGGGGCUUGGAAAAUACCAAUAUGACUUGCUGAUUCAUUGGUUGAAUUUUCCUGCACUUGUUGCUGCUGAAAACAUCAUGGCUGUGUUUGUUGUUGCUGUCACGCUGUUGUUGCUGCUGUCAUUCAUUGUGCUGUGAAUUGAUGCUGGUUGCUGUUGCUGGUUUUUUGCUGAAGCUGUUACUGUUGGAAUAAUCAGGAUGCUGUUUGCUGUUCGUGGUUUUUGCUGUUGCUGUUAAUUCACUUCUGUUGCUGUCGUGAAAUCUGUUUCUGUUGCUGUUGUUAUUUGGCUGAAAAAUCUGAUGCUGUUGUUGCUGUUGUGUUGUUGUUGCUGUUGCUGGAUUUUGCUGUUAUUGUUGGACCGACAAAAUCUGAUGCUGUUGCUGCUAUCACGCGGUUGCUGCUGGUGCGCUGUUGCUGCUGUCGCUAAUUGUGCUGUUAAUUGAUGCUGGUUGCUGUUGGCUGAUGUCUGUUGCUCGAAAAUUGAUGUUUGAGCUGAAAUAAUUUUAGACUUCUAUUCUUUGUUUUAGGAGCAGAUUUGGCUAUCUCAAGAUUGUGGUACUCUUUUUCCUUGCUUGGUUUUUAUCCCAAUGGGUUUUUCUAAGUAAGGUUUUAAUGAGGCUCUUUCUUGGGAUAUUUCUUCAUGCCAUUCUGCGGGUUGGUGGUGGGUUCUUUUAGCCUUGGGUUACCUCUGGUUGUAUUUGCUACUUGCCUUGAGUUUGUUUUUGCUCAGGUUUAUUUUUAAUAAUAU
Messenger RNA from Lotus japonicus, 5123 nucleotides. RefSeq lists its product as uncharacterized. The transcript has 4 exons. Lineage: Eukaryota; Viridiplantae; Streptophyta; Magnoliopsida; Fabales; Fabaceae. The coding region runs from base 1590 to 3725 and encodes 711 amino acids. The record is from RefSeq and is a predicted model, not a curated record. Gene Ontology annotation, cellular component: cytoplasm; nucleus. Gene Ontology annotation, molecular function: mRNA binding.